Molecule: messenger RNA, 2097 nt
Organism: Aspergillus wentii DTO 134E9
Lineage: Eukaryota; Fungi; Ascomycota; Eurotiomycetes; Eurotiales; Aspergillaceae
Product: Zn(II)2Cys6 transcription factor
Exons: 6
Coding region: 1-2097 (698 amino acids)
Biological process (GO): DNA-templated transcription; positive regulation of transcription by RNA polymerase II
Cellular component (GO): nucleus
Molecular function (GO): zinc ion binding; DNA-binding transcription factor activity, RNA polymerase II-specific; sequence-specific DNA binding
Source: RefSeq, a predicted model, not a curated record
AUGGAUGAGCCGCCCCCCAAACGUCGUCGUUCCAGCAAUGCUCGCAUCCGCGUCACUCGAGCCUGCGAUGUCUGCAAGAGAAAGAAACUGCGCUGUUCAGGGACGAUCCCCUGCGCGCCGUGUCUGCGAUCGCACGACUGCUGCCAGUACAACGCGGGCUACACGCGGGGCAAACUGCCUGCGAUCCCCCCGCUGAAUCCCUCCCAGCCUCUCCCUCUGCAAUCUCCCCCCAACACUGACGUCGAGGCGGAAUCCAGCAUCGUCAACAUCGACACAGCCAGGUCGGAUUGUAUUUCUGAGCAUCCAGAUCCAGAAACGGAGAUCCAGAACGAAGAAGAACCACGGCAGUUCUCAUCUAGUCACUCGCCUGAGCCCGCUCAGACAGACCAAGAAGGCCACUAUGUUGGUCCGGCGUCUGGUGCGUCAUUUCUGAUUCGAGUCCAGAAACGACUCCAUGAGAAUGUGACUUUCUCUGAAGACACGCCCAUCUUCAACUUUGGGGAUGCCCCGUUGUCGGAAUAUGGAGAUGCGUCGAUGCUUGUCCUGCCACCCAAGGAUGAAGCUGAUGCCCUUGUCGACCGGUAUUUUGACUUUGCUUUUCCCACGCAUCGGUUUCUGCAUCAGCCUACCGUGAAGGCGUGGCUGGAUGGGAUGUAUGCGAGUGUGUAUCGACGUGGUGCUGGAUCGCUAGAGCGAGGGGCUCGAGAGACAAGGGCGUUGUUGCUUAUGGUCAUGGCGCAGGCCAAACAAUACCUUCUUGAUAAUGAUGCGAUAGGUGGAUAUCAAUCUACAUGUAGUACUAUUUACUUUGGCGCUUCUGAAUCCCAUCUCGCAGCCGAAACCGGUCCGGUACGGUUAACCAGUAUACAAGCACGUCUGAUGCAGUGUUUCUAUCUUUUAUCAGAGUCACGAAUCAACCAUUGCUGGAGUUUGUUUGGCACUACAGCUCGAUUGGCCCUGGCUAUAGGGCUUCAUCGACGACGGAGACGGGAGAGGGGAGUGGAUUAUAUCGAGCAAGAGUGUCGGAAGAGGGUAUUCUGGUGUGCAUACAGUCUGGAUAAUUAUCUGAGUGCAGCGCUGGGACGACCGAAGAUCUUUCACGAUGAAGAUAUUGAUCAGGAACUCCCGGUUUGUGCCAAUGACAGCCAGAUUAUGCAAAGUCGCAUUCUUCCUAGGACAUCUAAAGGGCAAAGUAUCAUGCUUGCUCCGGUGUAUCACGCCAAACUUUCCAAAAUAAUCAGCGGAAUCCUCAAAGAUCUCUACGGCAUCCGUGUUGGCAGUCUUGAAUCCCAAGUCCAAGCAACCGAGCGACACGAAUCCGAACUCGAGGAAUGGCGAAAAGGCAUUGCUUCGUUUCUGGAUGUGGCCAAUACUGAUGUACUCAUGGUGGUGUAUCAACGACAACACACGGUCCUGAGUUUAGCAUUUGCACAUGCAAAAAUUCUACUACAUCGGCCUUUUCUAUUCCGCAUUCUUGCAUCGUUAUCAUCUGGGAGAUCUGCUGAUAUACAGACUGCUGUCCGUACCGGCGUUGAGCGGUGCUUGGAGGCUGCAUCGAGGGUUGUUGCGAUAUUUAGAGAAUUGUGUGCUAAUAAACGGAUGUAUCCGUCUUUUUGGGUAUUCUCUCCAUUCCCUCUGUCUAAUUUCACACAUUACUAUGUCUUCUCCGCCAUCGUCGUCCUCUACGUCCACGUCAUCUGCAGCCAGUCCGACUCCUCCGACAACUGGCACCACUAUCUCGAGUCCGGAGAACAAGCUCAACAGGAGCUCUCAACAUGCGGAACCAACUCAUCAUUCGCCCAUCGCUACGUUGUCGUCCUGGAAGAACUGCGACGGGAAGCGCUCAAAGCCGUACGCCAGAAAUCGGGAGCAGCGCUACCAAAAGAAUCACCAUUACCUACUCAAGACUCACCAUGCCAUUGUCGAGAGGAUCGUGCUAUCGAUCAGGGGAAUAUGCGGUUGGAUCAGCUGUUUGGGAUUGAGAACGUGGGAUCGUUGCAGGAGUGGAUGGAUGGGUUGAUGGAUGGGAGUCCGAGGGAAUUGGCUGGAUGGGGGGAAUUUGAUUCUCUGGCUGGAUUGGGGUCUUCAGCUAUUUGA